AACUGCUGUUUCAGAAUAAUUGCAAUUUUUGGAUUUUGCCAGAGACAGUCACGUGCAAUGACGGAGCAGAUCAUAUUUAGCAACAAAAAAGAGAAAUCAUCGUGUACCGAGGCAAAUUCUAUACCGGGAGAAAAAGUAAAAACCUUUGGAAAAUUUUUAUAAAUUUUAGUGGCAGACUGUGAGUGAAACAGUAGCCAUAUUGAAGAAGAAAAGCGAGUGGCGCGGGACUAUGGGCGUUCCUUCGGUGUCGUCUGCAAUGUGUCAAAUGGCUCCGUCAAGUCAUCCAGUGUUGCAGCGAAAAAAGAAAAUAUCAGCAGGCAGCCGAGUGACGUUUGACGGAGACAGAAAACAAACGCCAAGAAAUAUUUUAAUCUAAGCACACUUGCUCAAUAAACGGUCAGUCAGCAUUUGACUUUUUUACAUGGAACACGAAUAAACUUGUCAAGUUUUCACCCGCGGACAAAAGCGUCAUAUAAAUCACGGGGAUUCUUCUUUUUUAAAAAAUAUUCCAAUGGUUACUCGCGGUGAAAGAAUAAUCCUCGAAUGAACGAAGCCAUAAAAUUUAUGAAAUUUAAAGCAUCGCCAAAAAACGACAGUCCUCGAAGUUCUCUUUAUGUCAAGUUAGAGGUUAAGACAGAGACGACCCGUCUAGAAAAUCGUGUCUUUCAGAGCGCGAUUUUAAUUGAUUCAUUGUUCCUACGUGACAAAACAUCAUCGCGCCUGAGGAUGUGAUUAAUCAUGAAAACAUUGUGGAAAUAUGUGAAAAGUGACGAAUCAACGACGAGCGAGUUUCGAAGAGAGGAAAUAUCCUUGAUACAUUAAUGACAGUUGAUAAACUGUUAAAGUACAUUGAAAAAAAAUCUUUUUCUAUUGAAACUCCAAAAGCUCUUUGUUGUUGAACAUCGAAAAUUGAUCCGUUGGUAAUCGAUAGAAGUCGAUAUCGAAAAACUCGUAAUUAAAAGAUUUAAAUGGAGUAUUAAAUUACUAAAAAUUUGAAUCAAUAAAAACUCGUGCAACAAAGAACGGCCAGUUGUAUACUAAAAUUACAAAAAAAAAAUCGUGCGCAGUGACUAAAUAAUUUUGAUUCCAAAAAAUCAUCAUUGUAAUAUCCAAAAUAACGCAGAAAAUUUAUGAAAAUGUCAGGAAAUAAUACAACCAUGGUUGGAGCCCCAAGAAGUGGAAACACAGCAAACAGAAAUUCGCAAAGAUCCACACUUUUGAAAGUAGUGAUUUUGGGUGAUGGCGGAGUUGGCAAAUCUUGCCUCAUGAAUCGAUUUGUUUCUAAUCACUUUGAAGAAUAUAGUUUGCACACUAUAGGUGUUGAAUUUUUGAACAAGGAUAUUGAAAUCAAUGGCGAGGCCUACACUCUCCAAAUUUGGGACACCGCUGGACAGGAAAGAUUCAAAACUCUCAGAACUCCCUUCUAUCGCGGCUCAGACAUUUGCCUGCUCACUUACGCUGUCGACGACAGAACAAGCUUUAGAAAUUUGGCACUUUGGAGAACAGAAUUUCUUUAUUAUGCUGACGUUCAAGAAGGAUCCACAUUUCCAUUUAUUGUUGUGGGAAACAAAGUGGAUGUAGCUGAAUCAGAGAAGCAAAUUUCAACAGAAGAAGCAAGAGCUUGGUGCGCGGAGAAUGGAGAUCCUCCGUUAGUGGAAACAUCAGCGAAGAAUGCAACAAAUGUAGAAGCAGCAUUUGGAGCAGCAGUGGCGGCUUGGGCACGUUUGGAAGCAAGAUUAGAACGUCCACUGGUCGAGGACACGGUUGAUUUAUCAAAACAACAAUCGCCCCAUCGUUCGAGCUGUUGCAUGCCGAUUUCAGGGGCUGAGUAGGUUUUUUCUUGCCAGAUUGUAUAUUCAUAUGAUAUACAUGUAUGAAAACAUAUAUAUGAAAUAUAAAUGGAUAUUUAUAUUUCAUAAUAUUUACAGUUAAAUAUAGCAAUUUUUACCGCCGAAAAUAUUCAAAGUUUGCAUGCAUGAAACGAACAAAAGUAUUUUAUCUCUGCUCGCACGUAUUGAGAGCUUGUGUGGAAAAUUUCAAUUAAGACUGCGAUGGAAGUGAUGUUGUAUUCUUUUUUUGUUUGUGGCGAACCAAAGUUUUUUCAAACAGCUAUUUUCGUGUUAUCUUGAGAGAAAGGAAAGAAUGAGAGUAGAGAGAUUGGUACAUGUUUGGAAUUGUAGAUAUAGAAGAACUGGAAGUGGGCUCGUUGAAUUAUCUUGGGAAAUAGGAUUUCAAAACUCUUUAAAUAUUACAUAAAAAUUAUUUCCAUCAUCCCAUGGUUUUCAACACUGGAAAAGUUGAAAACUCAUUGGCUCUAGUUUACAAUAAUUUUAGCACAUUCUGUCAAAACUCUAGCCCUUUCUGUUGUCAAUAGAAAAUGGAGAGGAAUAUAAAAAUAUAUUGAAAAAAUGGUAAAGGUGAUGUCCAUGAAUCAACGAGUCCAUCUCUGAUCGAAAGUGUUUUUUUUUAUUGAAUUGAUAAUCUUAAGGGCUUUUUAUGAUCUCCCUGAUAAUCUAUCAGGUGAAGAUUAUUUAUGUAUUAUUUCAUUUUGAAUUGCAAUGAAUUGACGUUAUAGGAAUGAUAUCGACUGAUCAAUGUGCGUUCACAAUAAUUUAUUCUCAAGCACAAUCUCUAUUAUUAUUUCCACUGAGACUAAAAUUCUAAAAAUCUAAAGUCUUAUACGCAGCCUAAAUUUUGUGUUUUCUAGGUCUAACAAAAUAAUUUGAUGGAAACGAAAAGCAAACUAAAACAAAAAAUCACUCCGAUCAACGCAACGAUUCGUUAAUUCUUAAAUCAACCAUAUUUCCCCCCAAACCCUCAAAAAUGAUUGCCCAGUUACACGAAACAAAUAGGAAAGAGAAAGAGCGCCAUAUUGGACUAUUUUAUAAUAAUUGUAUAGCAAUCGUAAUAUUUUAAGAUUUAAUAUGUGAAAUGAGAGAGAAAGAGAGGGAAAAGAGAAAAGUGAUUUUUUCGCUAAUUGUACAUUAACGGAUCUCAGCGAUAAUUAAAUCGAAGUACACUGCUUGCGAAAUAAUGGGAAAUCAGAGCAAAAAUUCUUCAGACCAGAGUCGUCACGUCGACUCGAAAAAUAAAAAAUUGGCAGCAAUCUAUCGUCAAAAAGUGUACCGUACUCUGUGCAGCUCCUGAGGUUUUCGCAGUAUUGAAAAAUAUAUAAAUAUAUAUUGAUAUAUAACUGGUAACACCAUUGGCUUGUGAUAAAAUUAGUUUUCAUCGUGAUUCGCUUGAUUACGGUUCAUAGACGCGAAUGACCUACGUUUUGGUAAUAAAUAUAAAAAAAUAUAUAAAUAUUAUUAUUAUAUAAAUAAAUAUAUAGCUUUGUCACGUGAAAAAUCGCCUUAUCCUCACAGCAAGAGCUGUGAGGCUGAGAGCAGUAUAUUUUCUUUUUUCAUUGCUUGCAAGUCUUUCGUUAAAUAUUUGGCAUCCGUCCCUCGGUGCAGUACACGGAUUUACGAACGAUUUAUUCUAUGUAACCAUCUUACAUUGCAAAGAACUUAAAAUUUUCCCGCGUACUCCCGACACUGCUCUCAGAAAAAAAAAACAAAAACAAAAUGAUGGAGAAAGAAGUGUAUGCAGUGUUAAUUUUAGCAUAAGCGUUCUCGACGAACCGAAAUAUUUACAUUGAAGCAAACGCGUCUCUGUCGCAGAGUUGGGUAUCUUUUUUAAUAUUUUAGAGUCAAUCUUUAAUUCACUGACUAAUUAUUUGUCGACGGCGAUUGCAUAGUCCGGUUUUUAUCCCAGUUUUAUCUUCAUUGAUCUCGUUUCCAAUCGAUCGUGUGAUGAAGUAUUUCACGUGGUUAAUCAAUCUGACGAGAUUUCAAUUGGAAUAAAAUGAGCAAGAAAAAAGUCAAUCUUCGAAGUAGCGAAAUGUUUAUUUAUCGAGAAAUUCACCACGCUCAACUCUGCGUUUCAAAUCUUCGUACGGAGUUCGUAAUUUACGUUACGAAGUGAAAAAUGUGUUUAUUCAAAUUCCAUCGAUUUCUACGUUAGCCAGCGAACGAUCUAAUUUAAAUGGUGCUUUUUUGUACGAUUUAUCGCAAACCUAAGAAUAUUUAGACCUUGCAGAGCGCUGCAGCAUAACGUGUAGAAAGAAAAAAUAUUUCCAUUAUAAAAGAAUUCAUAUCAUCACGAAACAAAUGAAGAAACGAAUAAAAAUCAUCACAGAGAAAUCCCUCGUUUCCUUCUCAUCGAUUGUAAAAUAUAUGGGAAAAAUGAUAAAUUUCAUACACAAUAUAUAUUUUGGAACAUUUGGGAGAUAAUCGUGAGAGGAAAAUGAUCAAGAUUGCUCAAAAUAAACGAUAUUCCACGAUACCGCCGAAUGGGCGUCGUCUCUAUUUAAGAAAUAUCGGUGUCAUAGAAUCGGAAGAAUUUUUGUAAUCGAAUCAGAGCGAAAGGAAAUAAUAAAAAUGCGAUAAUGCAAAAAAAAUCGAUAGUUCACAAUUUUAUCGAUUACUCCAGCCAAACUAAUCGCGCGAAUGAAUCAAUAAGUUUUCCUGGCAUGUUUACAGAGGAAAAGAAAUAAUACAUUGUAUUGUAAACGAUGUGUCUAUGCCUUAAGGAUUUUUGUAACGAUGUCUCGUCGAGGUACUUCCAGGAAAAUAAAUAAAAGGUUGACACUC
This is a messenger RNA of Venturia canescens, 4637 nucleotides long. RefSeq names its product RAS oncogene family member Rab9 (gene Rab9). Gene Ontology annotation, cellular component: lysosome; late endosome; phagocytic vesicle. The record is from RefSeq and is a predicted model, not a curated record. NCBI's taxonomy places the organism in Eukaryota, Metazoa, Arthropoda, Insecta, Hymenoptera, Ichneumonidae. Gene Ontology annotation, molecular function: GTPase activity; GTP binding. The coding region runs from base 1131 to 1832 and encodes 233 amino acids. The transcript has 2 exons. Gene Ontology annotation, biological process: retrograde transport, endosome to Golgi.